Molecule: messenger RNA, 1779 nt
Organism: Pseudozyma flocculosa PF-1
Lineage: Eukaryota; Fungi; Basidiomycota; Ustilaginomycetes; Ustilaginales; Ustilaginaceae
Exons: 1
Coding region: 1-1779 (592 amino acids)
Source: RefSeq, a predicted model, not a curated record
AUGGCCUGCGCCACCACCGCCGGGGCCGCCGCCGCUUUGCAGGUUUCCGAAAAACGACGGCGUGGUGGCCGCUGUGGGCGUGUUGGCGCUCGAGCCGAGCAGGCCGCUGAAGCUGACGCCGGUCGAGCCAAACGGGUCAAACUCGGCGAGCAUCGGCAUCGGCGUCAGCGCAACGGCCGGCUGGUGCGCCUGCGCCGGACGCGGCAUAGAGGCCGCCUCGGGGUUGUCGCGCGCCGCCACCGCCAGCUUGUACAGCACCCGCAGCCCGCCCUUGGCCACCUUGAGGCCCGUCCAGCGGUCCGGCAUGCGGUCAAAGAUGUCGGUGAGGCACGCCAGAUCCUCGAGCGCGCUCGCCGCGUGCUCGCUGUUGGGGCGCAGAAAGACGAUGUACGCCCCCACCACCACCGCCUGGUACGAGUAGAAGGAGACCUUCCAAAACAUCGCCGCCCUGGCCCGUCCGAGGAGCUCCGUCAUCAUCCGCUGCGCUUUGGUGAUCUCGCGCAGGUAGCGCGUGCAGGCGCGGAGGCUCGUUUCGUUGACCCGGUCCUGAUCACCGCCGCGGCCGGCCUCGCCCUCGCCGCGGGAGGCAGGCGAGCCGCUCAUGGUCGAGGCGGAGCGCCCGCCGUCCUGGGCCGCUCCAGCGGCGGCAUCGUCGCCAUCGGCCGCGGCGCUGGAGAGCAGGUUGGAGCGGUGGAGCGACAGCAGGACGUAGCUGACCUCGAUGGCCAGGUUGCACGAUUGGUGCACCUCCAUCAGGCCCUUGAUGUUGAGGUCGACGCCGGCCACCUGGAAGUUGCGGAUGGCCUCGUCGUCGUCGCGGCGCGGGCCAAAGGGGUCGAGCGCGUUGCCGGCGUCGAUGUGGUACUGGGCCGGGAUGUCGGCAUACCACGCCUGGACGCGCUCGGUGAACGAGUCAAUCUGCCGCUGCGACCAAGAGUGGUCCUGGUUCUCGUCGAGGCAGGUGCGGGCAAACUGGCUCAGCUCGCACUGGAGCGCGGCAAAGUUGCGGCUCGAGGGGCCGGGCGAGGCGGGGAAGCGGGUGUUGAAGCGGGUGAUGCCGAGCGGCCGACCAAAGAUGCCAGAGAGGAUGACGUCCUGGUGCACAAUGGCCCACCAGAGGCGGCGGCGGAUGUCCUUCUCGGUGUCGUUCCAGUCGGGCCGGAUGCGGUCCGGAUCGACAUGGAGGCCAAUCGACUGGGACUGGCGCGCCAGGCUGCCCAGCAGCGGCCAAAAGUGGCUCGCCCGCUCCGUGUUGAGCAGGUAGGAGCCGAUCAGCAGCUGCGCGUGGAUCGUCUGCAGCGUCGGCGAGCUGAGGAACGAGCAGAGCCGCAGCGCCUGGUACGUGGCCGAGAGGUAGACGUCCGAGAAGAGCUGGGGCGUCCGGGCCUUGCCACCGACGCCAGGCAGCACGCGCGAGGGAUGCGAUCGGGCGCCCUCGGCCCCGCCGUCGUUGUUAGGCGCCGGCGAAGAGGCGGCGCUCGGGGCUCGCGAAGGGUCGGCGCCGCCGAUGAGGGCGUCGAUGUGCUGCUGCCGGCCGUGCUGGUCGGACGAGAUGAUGGUGUUCUCCAGGUCGCAGUUGAUGCCCAUGGCGCAGAUCAUCAGAAACACGGCGAGCCAGGGCAGGGGCACGCCCGCCUGCUGCUCGCGCGGCAGCCGCGAGAACUCGCGGGCGUGCUCGAUGGCGCUGGGCACCGUCAGCGCGGGGCACAUUGCCGAAAAGUGGCGCACAAACGCCUGGCAGAUGGCGUCGAACUCGUCGGGCGUCGGAAAGAAGGGUAG